ACUUCAUCAUCGUCGUCGUCGUCUACCAGUGAGUAAUAUAUUGAUCAUUCAACAACAAAAAUGGCUGGUAAUUUUGAUCCAGAAAUGAUCAUUUCUCGAGCCAUAUUUGUCCUCUUGCUCAUGACCCCUCUCUCAAAAGCCGUUCUUGAUGCCCAUUAUUAUGAUCAAACUUGUCCCCAUGCUGAGACUACUGUGUAUGAGGCCGUCCGUAAUGCUACCAUGCACGAUGCUAAAGUCCCCGCUCGUAUCCUCAGGAUGUUCUUCCAUGACUGUUUCGUAAGGGGAUGCGAUGCAUCAAUAUUGCUGGACUCGACCCCGACGAACAAAGCAGAAAAAGAUGGGCCCCCCAACAUCUCAGUCCGAUCAUUCUACGUUAUCGACGACGCCAAAUCCAAGCUCGAAAUGACAUGUCCAAGCACGGUUUCUUGCGCAGACAUCAUCGCCAUGGCAGCAAGAGACGUUGUAGCCAUGUCUGGAGGUCCAUACUGGAACGUUCUGAAAGGCAGGAAAGACGGAAGAGUGUCGAAGGCUAACGAAACCAUUAAUCUACCAGCUCCAAGCUUCAACGUGACUCAAUUGGUUCAAAGCUUUGCCAAGAUAGGCCUGGGAGUCAAGGAUCUGGUAACGCUAUCCGGCGGCCACACGCUAGGGUUUUCCCACUGCUCUUCUUUCGACUCGCGGCUUCGCAAUUUCAGCGCGGCGAGCGACACCGAUCCGAGCAUGGACGCCGAGUUCGCCGCGAGCCUGAGGAGAAAAUGCCCCAAACCGAACAAGAAUCGAGCUGCCGGAGAGUUCUUGGACUCCACCGCCUCGACUUUUGACAACGACUAUUACAGGCGAGUGAUGGCGGGGAAAGGCGUGUUCGGAUCGGACCAGGCCUUGUACGGCGAUUACGGGACGCGGUGGAUCGUCGAGUUGUUCGCGAGAGACCAGAGUUUGUUUUUCAAGGAGUUUGCAGCUUCAAUGGUGAAGCUCGGGAACGUAGGGGUAGUGCAAGAUGGAGAAGUGCGGGCCAAAUGCCGCGUCGCGAACUGAGAGAGAGAGAGAGAGAGAGAAUAAAUGUAUUUCCUUUUGUAAUCGAAUAUAUUUGUAACGAAAUAACUUACGAACAGUUUCAUAAUGUGCCAGAAAGAGUUUCAUUUAUGAAUCAGAUUAAUUGUUUUUGGCAGUGAAAUGAAAUGAAUUUGGUUAUGAAGCUAAAUGGAAUC
Messenger RNA from Diospyros lotus (date-plum), 1208 nucleotides. Its product is annotated as peroxidase 66. Bases 61 to 1035 code for a protein of 324 amino acids. Gene Ontology annotation, biological process: response to oxidative stress; hydrogen peroxide catabolic process. The transcript has 3 exons. NCBI's taxonomy places the organism in Eukaryota, Viridiplantae, Streptophyta, Magnoliopsida, Ericales, Ebenaceae. Gene Ontology annotation, cellular component: plant-type cell wall; plasmodesma. The record is from RefSeq and is a predicted model, not a curated record. Gene Ontology annotation, molecular function: heme binding; peroxidase activity.